This is a messenger RNA of Hippopotamus amphibius kiboko, 2215 nucleotides long. It is a transcript of the gene SH2B3, whose product is annotated as SH2B adaptor protein 3. The record is from RefSeq and is a predicted model, not a curated record. Gene Ontology annotation, cellular component: plasma membrane. Bases 350 to 2215 code for a protein of 621 amino acids. Lineage: Eukaryota; Metazoa; Chordata; Mammalia; Artiodactyla; Hippopotamidae. Gene Ontology annotation, molecular function: transmembrane receptor protein tyrosine kinase adaptor activity. Gene Ontology annotation, biological process: intracellular signal transduction. The transcript is spliced from 7 exons.
GCCACCGCCUCCGCCCGGCCGCCCGCCCGGACUGUCGCGGCCCGCGGUGGCGACGACGGCGGCAGCAAAGUUUCCCCGGUGGCGGCCCGGAGGCGCAUCCCCCCGCAACUGUCAAGCGCUGGCGGCGGAAAUGAUGAGGCGCUGGCCAUUUUCCGAGCCCGGGUUUCCUGCCUGAGCCCCGCUCGAGCGAGCCGCGGGCCAGGAGCCGGCGCGCGGGAGAGAACGCGCCCGGGGCGGGGGCCCGCCCGCCCCCUCGGGAUUUCGGGGGGCCGGGGGCGCGCGACGCCAUGGGCCGGCCGGGCCCGGACCCCCUCUCUCUCAGCCUGGCCACUCCACCUCGGUCUCCGCCAUGAACGGGCCCACCCUGCAGUCCUCCUCGGCCUCCUCCGCGUCCUCGGCCUCCUCGGCGGCGGCGGCCCCGUCCCCGCGGGGCUGGAGCGAGUUCUGCGAGCUGCACGCGGUGGCCGCGGCCCGGGAGCUGGCCCGGCAGUACUGGCUCUUCGCCCGCGAGCACCCGCACCACGCGCCGCUGCGCGCCGAGCUCGUGUCGCUGCAGUUCACCGACCUCUUCCAGCGCUACUUCUGCCGCGAGGUGCGCGAGGGCCGGGCGCCCGGGCCGCUGGGACCCCGGGCCGCCGCCCCCACGCGCGACUACCGAGAGACGGGCCGCGGCCCCACGGCCAAGGCCGAGGCGCCCCCCGCCGAGCCGGGCCCCGCCGCCCCCGCCCCCGGCCUGCCCAAGGCCCGCAGCUCAGAGGAGCUGGCCCCGCCGCGGCCGGCCGCCGCCUGCUCCCUCCAGCACCUGCGCCAAAGCCUCCGCCACAUCUUUCGCCACCGCUCGGCCGGGGAGCUGCCCGCGGCCCCCGCUGCGGCCGCGGGGGAGGCAGGCGAGGCCCCGGCCAGGCCCGGCCUGGCGAGGAAGCUCCUGCCCUGGAGCCUGGCCCGGGAGCCGCCACCCGAGGCCCUCAAGGAGGCAACGCUGCGGUACAGCCUGGCCGACGAGGCCUCCAUGGACAGCGGGGCGCGCUGGCAGCGGGGGCGGCUGGCGCUGCGGCGCGCGGGCCCCGACGGCGCGGACCGCCUGCUGGAGCUCUUCGACCCGCCCAAGAGUUCAAAGCCCAGGCUACAAGCAGCCUGCUCCAGCAUCCAAGAGAUUCGGAGAUGCACACGCCUUGAGAUGCCUGACAACCUCUACACCUUUGUGCUGAAGGUGAAGGACCGGACAGACAUCAUCUUUGAGGUGGGAGAUGAGCAGCAGCUGAAUUCGUGGAUGGCUGAGCUCCGGGAGUGCGCAGGCCAAGGACUUGGGAGCACAGACCCAGAGAUGCGUAUUCCCUCAGCCUUAGAGCCCAGCACGUCUAACUCUCCAGGGGGAAGCACGGACUCCUUGAACCAAGGUGCUUCUCCUGGGGGGUUGCUGGAUCCAGCCUGCCAGAAAACAGAUCACUUCUUGUCCUGCUACCCCUGGUUCCAUGGCCCCAUCUCCCGCGUGAAGGCAGCUCAGCUGGUUCAGCUGCAAGGUCCUGAUGCUCACGGAGUAUUCCUGGUACGGCAGAGUGAGACUCGGCGUGGGGAGUACGUGCUCACAUUCAACUUCCAGGGCAUAGCCAAGCACCUGCGCCUGUCACUGACCGAGCGGGGUCAGUGUCGAGUACAGCACCUCCAUUUCCCCUCGGUCGUGGACAUGCUCCACCACUUCCAGCGCUCACCCAUCCCACUUGAGUGCGGGGCUGCCUGCGACGUCCGGCUGUCCAGCUAUGUGGUAGUCGUCUCCCAGCCACCAGGUGUGACCCUAAUGCCCCUUGAUAAAGGGGGUGGUGGCACUGGGAACCGAGACCUUGUGUUGUGUCCUUCCAGCACUUGCCUCCAUCCCGUUAAGACUGACAGUGUGGUCUCUCUCUUGGUCACUUGUCCCCCAGGUUCCUCCAACACUGUCCUGUUCCCUUUCUCCCUCUCUCGCUGGGAUUCAGAGCUGAGCCUUCCCCAUCUUAGCGCUUCUGGCUGUCCACGGGGACUCGGCCCAGAGGGUCUCCCAGGCCGGUCCUCUCCCCCAGAGCAGAUCUUCCACCUGGUGCCUUCGCCCGAGGAACUGGCCAACAGCUUGCGGCACCUGGAGCCCGAGCCCGCCAGUCGAGCCCGGGACUCAGACUACGAAAUGGACGCCUCCUCCCGGAGCCACCUGCGGGCCAUAGACAAUCAGUACACGCCUCUCUGA